Camellia sinensis is the source of this 2517-nucleotide messenger RNA. RefSeq names its product wall-associated receptor kinase 2. NCBI's taxonomy places the organism in Eukaryota, Viridiplantae, Streptophyta, Magnoliopsida, Ericales, Theaceae. The record is from RefSeq and is a predicted model, not a curated record. Gene Ontology annotation, cellular component: plasma membrane. Gene Ontology annotation, molecular function: polysaccharide binding; ATP binding; protein serine/threonine kinase activity. Gene Ontology annotation, biological process: protein phosphorylation; cell surface receptor signaling pathway.
CUCUUUAAAUGUUUAUGCCCCUUCUCUGUAUCCAUCCUUAAGCAUGUCUCUCAAUCUGUUUUUGUGUCUGUCAUGGCUCCUAUCAGCACAAGCCGCAUUGGAGACCAACACCACAUCUACCAACACAACUGCCACCGCCACCAACACAACCACCAGCGGCUUCAUGGUCAGCAAGCCUGGCUGCCCACUCAAAUGUGGCAACCUAACCGUUCCAUACCCAUUCGGCAUUGGAGUUGGAUCAGGCUGUUCCAUUGGCUCAUGGUUUGAGAUCAAUUGCAGCACUGCUUCCAAUCCCCCCAAGCCCUUAUUGGGCAGUCUUGAAGUUUUUGACAUAUCAGACACCCAAGUUCGCAUUAAAAAUACGGUGGCCUCCAAUUGCUACAAUCAAUCCGGUGCACUGAUCCACCAAAACACGGCUUGGACUAAAUUGGGUGACUCCCCAUACACCUUCUCAGACACUGCAAACAAGUUCACUGUCAUUGGAUGUGAUGACUUUGCUCUGAUUCUAGGCUCAGAAGGGCGAAAUUUCACUAGUGGAUGUGUUUCACUCUGCUCCAGAAGUGUUGAUGUGCUUGAUGGGUAUUGUACUGGCAUUGGUUGUUGUCAAACCUCAAUACCCAAAGGCCUAAAAAUGUAUUUUGCUUCAUUAAGUUCUUUGGGUAAUCACAGCAAGGUUUGGGGCUUUGAUCCUUGUAGUUAUGCCUUUUUGGGUGCGGAGGACAGUUUUAAGUUCAACGGAGUAUCGGACUUUUUGGAUCCAAAUUUCAGAAACAGGACCAUGGAUAGUGUACCGGUGGUGCUUGAUUGGGUGGUUGGGCAGAGUUGCAGUGAAGAUCAAAAGUUGAAUACCUUAGCAUGCCAGCAGAAUAGUUACUGCGCUGAUUUAGACAGUGGUUUUGGAGGGUACCUUUGUAGCUGCAACAAGGGUUAUGAGGGCAACCCUUAUCUCAGUCCUGGAUGCCAAGAUAUCAACGAGUGUAUUAAUUGCGACAGCAACAACUGUGAUGUGAAUGCGAUUUGCAUUAACACGCCAGGAAGUUUUAACUGUACUUGUGCACAUGGAUACUAUGGCGAUGGCAGAAGAGAUGGGCAUGGGUGCAUCAAGCAGGUCUCACAAUUUCCAGUAAUCAAGCUCUCUUUAGGAUUGAGCUUUGGCUUCUUGUCAUUACUCAUUGCUGUGACUUUGCUAUACUUCAGCAUCAAGAGAAGGCAACAUAUCAAACUCAGAGAGAAAUUCUUUCAACAAAAUGGUGGGUUAUUGAUGAAACAACAAAUUUCAUCAAAUGAAGGAGGCCUAGAGUCGUCAAAAAUCUUUACAGCAGAAGAGCUGAAAAAAGCCACCAACAACUACGCUGAGGAUCGAAUCCUAGGCAGAGGUGGUUACGGUGUUGUUUACAAAGGAAUCGUGCCCAAUCAACGCAUAGUCGCAAUUAAAAAAUCUAGAAUAAUGGAUGAGACCCAAAUAGAGCAAUUCAUCAAUGAGGUGGUCAUUCUCACACAAGUCAACCAUAGAAAUGUUGUGAAGCUCUUGGGAUGUUGUUUGGAGACCGAAGUUCCUCUACUAGUUUAUGAAUACGUGUCGAAUGGCACACUUUUCCACCACAUCCACAAAAGUGCGUUGUCUUGGCUAUCGUGGGACCAUCGUUUAAGGAUAGCCGCGGAAACUGCAGGUUCACUUGCUUAUCUUCACUCUGCAGCUUCCAAACCCAUCAUUCAUCGAGAUGUAAAGUCCGCCAAUAUAUUACUAGACGAUAACUACACAGCGAAAAUAUCAGAUUUUGGAGCUUCAAGGUUGGUCCCACUAGACCAAACCCAAGUAACCACACUAGUUCAAGGUACCUUAGGGUAUUUAGAUCCAGAGUACUUUCACACGAGCCAGUUGACAGAAAAGAGCGACGUUUACAGUUUUGGAGUGGUUCUCGCUGAACUUAUGACGGGUAAAAAACCCUUAUGCCCCGAGAGGCCUCAAGAAGAGAGAAAUUUAGCGACAUAUUUCAUUUUGUCGAUGAAGGAAAACCGGUUGUUUCAAAUUCUCGAGCCUCGGGUGGUGAGGGAAGGGACAUUGGACCAGCUACAAACAGUUGCAGAGCUUGUAAAGAGGUGUCUUAAAUUGAUAAGUGAAGAGAGGCCUACAAUGAAGGAAGUGGCAAUGCAAUUGGAAGGUUUGAGGAAGUUUACUAAACAUCCUUGGGUUCAUCAACAAGGCCAAGAAGAGAGUGUGAGUUGUCAAGAAGAGAGUGUGAGUUUGAUGAGUGAAACAUCAGACCUUUACACUGUGCCAUUAAGCCCUUAUAAUACUGGUGGCAUUGUUUCUGGGCAAUAUAGUUUGGACAGCCAAACAAUAUUCCCGGCUAACAGCCCCCGCUGAUAUAAUUUUCUGAAUAUGUAGCAUUGUAUGUUGUAAGGUGAUCGUAGUUCCUGUUUGUUCACUGUUUUUUUUUUUUUUUUUCUAAUCUAAUUUCUGUUUGUUAAUCUGGUUUUGAGUGUACAAGAUGGAUUUACCCCUUGUAGUGCUUG